CAGCACAGAGUCACAUAACGUAGAUAAGGAAAGUGAAGUACUAUACUUAAUGUAUUUCGUAAUUUCUAUCGAAGAUAUCUGUUGAAAUUGUAUGACAUGAAGACUGAAGAAAGUGGAAAGUGACGAACUUCAGGUUAUCGAGUCACGUAGUUUAGACGUUGAGGUUAGACAGUUCCAUUACUCCUGGAUUUCAUUCAACAUGGCGCCACCUGAGGGGGAAGAACGUCAUUCGAUGCUGGAGUAUAACCUAGCUGAUUAUGCAGAGGUGAUACAAGUUGAAAAUGUCUGUGAGGACAUUGAAAAUAACAAUACUCGAGAUAAAGACAACAAUUUCGACGAUAAUCGUGAUGUAAUACCAGUACACUAUUCAUCAAAUUCCAAAGGUAUUUUUGCACAGUGCUUAGUAUCUGGUGCAGUUCUAUUAUUAGCAGCCGGUGGAGGGAUGCCAAUUGGUUUCAGUGCCAUUUUGUUACCACAAUUGGCUGAAGAUAAUGGCACGAUGCACGCUGAUCGGGAACUUGGAUCCUGGAUAGCUUCAGUUCACAGUCUAGCUACCCCUAUUGGGUCUUUAGUUUCUGGUCCAUUAUUGGAUGGGAUUGGGAGACGUGGUGCUCUACAAUUUGCAGCAGUACCACUAUUUGUUGGUUGGUUCGCUAUUGGUUUUGCUAAAACCAUUCCCUGCCUCUUAAUAGGAAGAAUUGUACUUGGAUUUGGUGUUGGUUUAAUGGCAGUACCCGCCCAGGUUAUAUUGGGCGAAAUGGCGGACCCGAGACUCCGUGGAUUCCUAACAGGUGGCACUCUCGCCUUCUAUUGCAUGGGUAUCGUCAUAAUAUACGCCUUAGGGGCUUCUUUUACGUGGCCCACCGUUUCUUUCUGCGGAAUCGUGCUUCCUGCGUUGGCGUUGAUCGCGCUAAUUUUGAUUCCUGAGAGUCCUGCCUGGCUCGUGAGGCAGAACCAACCCGAGAAAGCAAAGAAGGCACUGCUAUGGUUGAGAGGAGAUAACGAGAAACAGGUUGAGGUUGAGAUGGAAAUAUUGCAAGAAAGAGCGAAAGCAGAUCUGGCGAGAAGAGUUGUGGACACGUCACGGAUCGAGCGAAUUUCUUCCGCCAUUUCUACUCUCCUCGACCCUGGUGUUUUAAAGCCAUUGACGAUCAUCAACAUUUUCAACAUUCUGCAAUUAAUAAGCGGGACAUUCGUCAUCGUUUUCUACGCAGUGGAUCUCAUUGAAGAUAUCGGUGGAAACAGAAUAAACAAUUACUUAGCUGCAGUAGUUACAGCAGUUACAAGACUUUUGUUCAGCUCAGUGGCAAGUGUUUUGUUGUUAAAAAUGGGUAGAAGAUGCCUGGGGAUGUUUUCUGCUCUUGGGACGGGCUUCAUUUCAUUAGCCCUCGCGGUGUACAUGUUAGUGAAGGAGGAGUCCUCUAUCGAUAUUUAUGUCGUUGUCACUUUUCUCUUAUUGUACGUGGCAGCCAACACCGUGGGACUUAUGGCACUUCCAGGAUUAAUGGUUGCGGAAUUACUUCCGCAAAGAGCUCGUGGAAUUGCCGGUGGUUGCAACUUCUUCGUUUUCAAUUUACUCAUCUUUGCAGUUACAAAAGUUUUCCCUAUGAUGAGAGACGCAGUAGGCAUUACUGGUGUCUUUAUCAUUUUUGGAAUUUCCGCUUUUCUGGAGGCAAUAUUCAUUUACGUCGCUUUGCCGGAAACAAAAAAUUGCACACUUCAAGAAAUUGAAGAUUACUUCCAACAAGACAACUUAUUUUGGAUCACUCGUUCGAGGGAAAGGAGAAGGAAUGAGCUUAUCAUACGUAAAGCUUAAUUUAUUUAUACUAUGUAAUUUAAAUUAUACAAAUGUGAAUUUACCUUUACUACCUUCAUAUCUUAUACAGCACAUUCGUUACA
This is a messenger RNA of Eufriesea mexicana, 1899 nucleotides long. Its product is annotated as facilitated trehalose transporter Tret1-2 homolog. The coding region runs from base 200 to 1816 and encodes 538 amino acids. Lineage: Eukaryota; Metazoa; Arthropoda; Insecta; Hymenoptera; Apidae. Gene Ontology annotation, biological process: transmembrane transport. The transcript is spliced from 10 exons. The record is from RefSeq and is a predicted model, not a curated record. Gene Ontology annotation, molecular function: transmembrane transporter activity. Gene Ontology annotation, cellular component: membrane.